Belonocnema kinseyi is the source of this 1695-nucleotide messenger RNA. RefSeq lists its product as uncharacterized. NCBI's taxonomy places the organism in Eukaryota, Metazoa, Arthropoda, Insecta, Hymenoptera, Cynipidae. The transcript has 4 exons. The record is from RefSeq and is a predicted model, not a curated record. Bases 220 to 1242 code for a protein of 340 amino acids.
CACGUACAAGGGCAACAUUAAACCGUUACACAAUUUUCAAGACCAGUCUUGGUUGACCUGUCGUUCAGGAAAGCUUGAAAUAGAAGAAACUAUUUUAAUUAAGAUAAUUCGUUAUCUUAUCAGCAUUAAAAAUUAUAUUUUCUUAUGUUUUUAGAAGUAUACUAAGUGUCGAAAGAAAUUAUCUGUGAUUUAAGUUCAUCUCUGUUAAAAAAAUCAAUAAUGAAGGCACCUGCAAGUUUCUUCAUGCUUCUUGUAAUUAACGAGAUGUCCGCUACCGUCAUGCAGAGACCUCCCACGUUUGCAACCCUCAUGUUUUCAGAUUCUUAUUUACCAGCGACAAUGCAGGUAAUAUUUUACGCCGUUGAGCAGUUGAGGCAUCUGCAACUGGAAGAAAACGAAUAUAAUUCAAAUAUUUUAAUUUCUUCGAGUGCCAGUCCUCCUGGGUUAACAACAUGGCAAACUAUUAGCAAAGCUCUUGAAGAUAUUGAAUUUACGACAUUUGCGCCAGAAAUAUCUACUAAAUAUCAGUCAACAAUUACUACAAAGAUGCUUGAAGUUAAAAAUAAAAAUCUUAGAUUCAAUUCUGAAACAUCUAAAGCCACUCAAGUCAUGUUAAACACACAUUCCGGUAAAUCCGACGUAGUUCGUCAAAAUCACUUUAAGGUUGAGAAUAUCAUGGAAACACUCAGUGAUUCUUCUGAUGUUCAAGUUAGGAGUGAAACUUUCAAGCUAUCGGAUUUAUUUUCGAGCUAUAAAAACACGUCACCUUUAAAUAAAGUAAUAUUCAAGAAAAGAAAUAGCGAUGGAAAUAAAAUAUUUCUCAUGCAGGACAAUCUAGGAGGCGAAGAAAAAGAAACGAGAUUCACACUGUUAGGAGAAAGGGUUACUAAAGAACCUAGACCAAGUUUAAUCAGCUACUUGAAACUUUCUGCAAUGCCACUCAGGGCAUCUUUACAGCAACUGGCAUCACUCUAUGAUGUUUUAAACAAGGACGCUAAGAAGCAGGGAUUAGCUAAGUACGCAGGAUAUUCGGAUGAAGUUUUAAACAUUUUGGAAACGUCGGUUGGCGGUGGUAUUGGACCACAGCUUAAACAUAUUUUAGAAAACACUUUGGAACGCAAUGAACUUACCCGGGAGGAUUCAAAAGUACAAGCUCAAGAAGUCCUCUUAAAACUUAAAGAUUCUGGAAGCCGCUUGAGUACAGAUCUUCGACAUUUAUUUCCUCUCCGUUAUGUCCCAUAAAUAAAUAAACAAUCUCUAGAAUUUUAUUUUAUAAGAGCCAUUACACAAAUAAAAGUGAAAAAAUUUUUAAUUCAUAAUAAAUUAUAAUUUUAAUUCAAAAAUCAGUGGGGAAUUAUAUUGACCCUCGAGAAAUUUUUUUUGAAUAAUUUUAGGUGGACAUUGUCUAAGGGGUCACAGUGAUUGAAUUUAAUUAGAUUUUUAUUAUUAUUAUUAUUAUUAUUAUUAUUAUUAUUAUUAUACUAGUAAGCUAUAUCCCUUUUGAAGUAAACUUUACUCGCUCCGUUCUAUCUGGGGAUAAGUCGAGGAAAGUGAUGAAAUAUGUGAUGAAAUAUGACAAACUCUGUUCUGUAACCCUAUGACAUUAGUUUUGUAUCACACAUGUACCCAUGUUAUAAUAGUGUUGUUAUAUAAAUAUAUACUACUUACGGAAUAGUCAUAAGAUAAUAAAUUUGC